Messenger RNA from Lasiosphaeria miniovina, 1284 nucleotides. RefSeq names its product O-methyltransferase. The coding region runs from base 1 to 1284 and encodes 427 amino acids. The record is from RefSeq and is a predicted model, not a curated record. Lineage: Eukaryota; Fungi; Ascomycota; Sordariomycetes; Sordariales; Lasiosphaeriaceae. The transcript has 3 exons. Gene Ontology annotation, molecular function: O-methyltransferase activity.
AUGCCCGAAACGGUCAUCUCGCGGCUCUCCGAGUCUAUCUUCAGGAACAUCAAGGUUGUCGACUCGUACCUCAAGGCCAACAACCUCCCCGGUCCGUCCUUUGACGUCGACGCCCCGACCUCUAUAGACAUUGGCCCCGACGGCGAGCACGUCGAGGAGGCCCGCGUCAAGGCCCUCGAGGGCGCCCUCGAGCUGGUCGACCUGCUGUCGGGGCCUAUGGUCGCGCUGAGGCCUCUGACCAGCGGCGCCAGCCUGCAGGCCAUCUCGCGGUGGGACAUUGCAAACAAGGUGCCGAUCCACGGCGAGGCGUCUUUCACGGAGCUGGCGCGGCAGUGCAGCGUCAACGCGGUCGACCUGCGGCGGGUGCUGCGGUACGCCAUGUGCCACCACCGGCUGUUCCACGAGCCGCGCGAGGGGUUCGUGGCGCACACGCUGGCGUCGCGGCGGCUGGCCGAGGAGCCGCUGCUGGGCGACGGGCUGUGGCUGCUGGGCGACAUGUCGUGGGCGGCAACCACCAGAACCGUCGACGCGCUCGAGAAGUGGCAGGACCAGGAGCCCUCCCACACGGCCGUCGCGCUGACCAUGGGCAAAGAGGCCAGCACGUACGAGCUGAUCCAGCAGGAGCCAGCGCUAGCAGCCCGGUUCGCGCGCGCCAUGACGUCGGUCGCCAAGUUCAGCAGCCGGCCGCCGCGGCUGCCGCGCGUCAACUUCGUGCCGACCAAGCCAUUCCAGACGCUGGGCACGGCGACCGUGGUCGACAUUGGCGGGUCGCGCGGCAUCGACGCGGUGCUGCUGGCUGGCAGGUACCCUAACCUCAACUUCAUCGUGCAGGACCUGCCGCCCAUGAUCGCCGGCGCCGAGGCCGCGGUGCCGCCGGCGCUGCGCUCUCGCGUCCGGUUCGCGCCCUACAGCUUCUUCACGCCCCAGACCACCGUCGCCGACGCCUACGUCAUCAAGCGGUGCUUCCACAACUGGCCCGACCACUACUGCGUGCGCAUCAUCAAGAACCAGAUCCCAGCCAUGCGCCGCGGCACCAAGAUUAUCGUCAUUGACAGCCUGCUCCCCCCGCCCGGCACCAUGUCGCUGGCCGCCGAGAGGAUGGCCAGGGCCUUCGACAUGAUGAUGCUGACGCAGCUCAACGGGCGCGAGCGCGAGGCCGACGACUGGCGCCAGAUAUUCCGCCAGGCCGACGAGCGCUUCACCAUCACGGGCAUGCACCCGCUGGCGUCGCCCGCCGACUUUGGGCCGUCGACGGGCAUCAUCGAGGUCGUGUGGGAGGGCUGA